Molecule: messenger RNA, 3798 nt
Organism: Perca fluviatilis (European perch)
Lineage: Eukaryota; Metazoa; Chordata; Actinopteri; Perciformes; Percidae
Gene: sltm
Product: SAFB-like, transcription modulator
Exons: 20
Coding region: 33-3176 (1047 amino acids)
Biological process (GO): regulation of transcription by RNA polymerase II; regulation of mRNA processing
Cellular component (GO): nucleus
Molecular function (GO): RNA binding; sequence-specific DNA binding
Source: RefSeq, a predicted model, not a curated record
CGCGCGCACAAUUCAGUUCAUCUUGAGGUAAAAUGGCGACGGCUGCCAUUUCCACGGAGUUCAAGAAAAUAUCGGAUUUAAGAGUUGUUGAUCUUAAAUCCGAGCUCAAACGAAGGAAUUUGGACACUUCUGGUAUAAAGAGCGUUCUCCUCGCAAGAUUGAGACAGGCGCUUGAGGAUGAAGAUGGUGACACAGAAAACAUUCAAAUCCAGCUUUCAACUGACUCAUCAACUCGGAAAGGUGGGAAAGCUAAAGGACAAGGUAAAAAAGUGGAUUCAGAUGGGGACACCACAUGGGAAGAAGAUGUGUCUUCCAAGGAAACUGAAGAGUAUGGAUCAGAAAAAGAUGUAACUGAUACAGAUGAUGGUACUCGUGAAAAUUCUAAGCCUGCCCCCUGUGAGGACAGCCUCGCUCAGUCUGAGGCUGAGGCCCUGGUUGAGGCUGAACCAGAGUCAGAAGCUGUAGCGGCUGAUUCAGAGCCUGACCCAGAGGUGGAUGCUGAGCCAGAUGUCCAUGCAGAGCCAGAGGUGGAUGAGGAGGCUGAGCUAGAGGUCGAUGCAGAUGAUGGACCAGAGGUGGAUGAGGAGGCUGAGCCAGAGGUCGAUGCAGAUGCUGAGCCAGAGGUGGAUGAGGACGCCGACCCAGAGGUGGAUGGGGAGGCUGAGCCAGAGGUGGAGACCGAGCCAGAGGUGGAGACCGAACUGGCUGAGAUGGAUGCUGAAGCCAUGAAUUCCUCUAAAGAAGCUGAGGAUGAUCACCUAUCUGUCUCAAUCCCAAAUGAAGACGCCAUCACCCUAGAUGUUGAUGGUGACGAUCUCCUGGAAACAGGUAAACAUAUGAGACUUCCAGAUCCAGAGGCCGAGAAGGGCACUGAUGAGCCAGAGGCCUCUGCUGAGACGGCCCCAGAUGACGACAAGAAGGUGGAAGAGACCGAGGGCCACAAAGAUGGUAAGAAAGAUGAUGGAUCCAGGGGUGAGCCCACGAAGAAAGACAGCAGAGAGGCCCUGAAGAAAGCUGAAACGGGAGACAAAGAAAAGGAUUCUGGGAAGAAAGGCCCCUCCGCUACUGGGGCAUCAGGUCAAGCAAAGAGCUCUUCAAGAGACAGAGAUGGAAAAGCUGCAAAAGAUGAAAAGGGAGUCAUCAGCAGUAGCAACAACAGCUCUUCUCGUAACAUAUGGGUGAGCGGCCUGUCUUCAAACACCAAAGCAGCUGAUCUAAAGAACCUGUUUGGCAAAUAUGGAAAGGUUUUAAGCGCCAAGGUGGUUACAAAUGCUCGCAGUCCUGGUUCAAAGUGUUAUGGCUUGGUGACGAUGUCUUCCAGUACAGAGGUGACGCGCUGUGUCUCCCACCUUGACUGUACAGAGCUCCACGGACAGCAGAUAUACGUUGAAAGGGCCAAAAAUGAUCCGUUCAAAAAAGAAGGCUCAAAAAAGGAAGCAGAGGACAUUGCAAGUUCCAGCAAAUCAAGUGAUAAGCGCAGUUCCACAGGAAUAAAACCAACUAACAAAGCACAGCCAUCUUACAAAAAAGAGGACAAGAAAUUGGAUAAACUCUCAGAAAAGGAAAAAGAUUUAUCCAAGAAACAGGAGGUCAGAAGUGGAAAAUCUGAGUCUGUUUCAUCUAACUCAGGGCAAGAUUCUUCGAAAAAAGAUGACAGAAAGCAUGGGUGGACAAAGAGCCCAGGCAAGAUGGUGGUGGCACAUUAUCCCAAAGGAGAUUCUAAUUUUGGCAAAAUGAGACCUUUCAGAAGGGGAAGGUAUUUUGAUAAACCCUUUGUCAACAUGAAUGUUCAAAGACGGCCAAAAUGGUUAAUUUCUCCCGAAGAGUUAGAGAUGAUGAGAGACAAACAGCGACCUUUUAUUAACAAGGGGGAAGACAUCCUGCCUUUUGAGAAGAUGAAGGAGCAGAGGAUGCGUGAACGGAUGGCUCGUCUGGAGCGUGUCCGUAGAGCCAUAGAGUUGCGCAGGCGGCGUGAAAUUGCCGAACAAGAACGCCGAGAGCGUGAGCGCGUCCGUCUGUUACGGGAGCGUGAAGAACGGGAGAACCUUCUUCGGGAGCGCCAGAGACUUGAGAUGGAAAGACAAAAACUAGAAAGGGAGCGCUUGGAGAGGGAGCGGCUUGAAAGGGAACGAAUCCGUAUAGAGCAGGAACGACGUAAAGAGGCAGAACGCAUGGCACGUGAACGUGAGGAGCUGCGGAGGCAGCAGGAGCAGCUCCGUUAUGACCAAGAAAAGAGAAACAACCUCAAAAGGGGCCGGGAGGUGGAACAUGGCCGGAGAGAUGAUUCCUAUUGGAAUGGCAACAAGAAGAUGCAGUCUGACUCUGAUGUCCGUUUGAACCAAGGCUCCAACUACAACCGGCAGCAGAACCGCUUUUCAAACUUCACUCCUCGGGAAAGGGGUCGCUUUCCGGAGGCUGCUGCCGAGCAGCCUAACACGUUUGACAGACGUAACCGGUUUGACGGUGAGCCAGAGGUAAAGAAGAGUCGCCCUGCUCCUCACAGAGAGAGCUCUGGCUUUGAGCGCUUCCCAAAGAACUUUGAAACAGUCCGCAGAGCUGAGCCACCUCCUCCUCAGCGCACCGAACUCCGGGACACCGACCGCAGGGACAGGGAUGAGAGGCGGCCUGUGCCCAUGCAGGAUCGCCCUAUGGGAGCCAGAGCUACAAUGCCUGGCAUGUCGCACAACCGCUCACCCAGGGAUGGAGGGCAUGGAUGGAAGAAUGAUGGUGGCAUAAACGCAAACAAGGGAGAUAUGCGUAAUGCUGGGUUAAACAGAGGACCUAUGCGCAUGCGUGCAGAGCGAUCGGGCAGAGAUGUCCCUGUACUUAGAGGUGGCUCCUCGGCCAGCCGCGGAAGGAGCAGCUUCAAUGAUCGUGAUGAAGGGAGACCCAUGGUCAUGAGUGGACAGCCAUUCAGCUCUGGUCGCCAGGUCGUGGUGGAGCGUCACAGCAGGGAUCAGGGACUGAGGAAGGAGUGGCACGGUGGAUCUAGCUCCCAGGGCAGGGGCUACCCUGAUAAUCGCAGAAUGGGAGCCAGCCGGGGCAGCAUGAUGGCUGCUUCAAGUCACUCUUCGUCUGGAAUGAACCGAAUUGUACAGAUCACCAACAACUCCAUUCCCAGUGGUGGCAACGUGGGUGGAUUCAAGCCCUUCAAAGGAACACCGCGGCCGUUCUAACUGCAACCAAAUUCUGUCACUUUAAAGCACCUCAAAAAAGAUUUUUCUUUUUUUUUUUUUUUUUUUUUUUAAAAGAGUAUCACCUGUUUUAGGUGGCACAUUUGUAGGCAUGAGGUUGAUCACUAUUUUAUUUUGUAUAGACAAGUGUUUACCUCGGUGUAGGGUUUUCCUGACAGUUCAGCUGUUAACAUUUAACAACCCUGUGCACACGUUUUACUUAUAUUUACAGUAGAUAUUGUACAGCCCCUAGGUCUUUGGAACACGUUUUCAAGUGUUACCAACUUCUCCUCUGAGUGUCGUAUGUACAUUUUCAUUAGUCUAAUGUCCCACUCAGUUUUCCUGUGUAAUAUUUCUUAUUUUAGUGUAUUAUAGAGCUCAUGAAGUGUAAGGGAUCAUUCACCUAUUUGGAUGUUUCUCUGUGAGGAAACUGAUGACAUUGGAGUAUUUUCUUUUUUUUUUAAGUCAUACUUGCUGUGGAUGUCCUGUUUUGUAAAGAGUAGUUGGAUUUGCUAAAACAAUGUCAAACUGUAAGCUACCCUGCAUUGUAGCAAAAUACCUCUCAAAUGCCAGUUGAAUAACUUAAAGGCCUGUCUGAAAUAAAAUUUGACUUUCAAAUCUGUCA